AUUAUUUUCAACGUGACGACGGAGGAAGUGAACGCAUCAGCUAACACUUUGCUCUAAACAACAGACACAUUACAUAAGAGACAUCAUCUUUCAGCCUCAUGGAUUCUCCGAGGCACACUAAAAAUGCCAACCUGACCCGAGAGCCAAAGAACAACCAGAAGCAGCCAUCCGCUCCUCGCCAGAAAGAUGCCUAUGCCCGGCUUCUGAGCCAGCACAGCAGCAGCAAGUUCAGUCAGUAUCUUGAGCAAUAUGCGAGGGAAACAUCUUUUCAGAGAGAAGGAAUAGGGCUGAACACACAAGCCCAGAGUGACAGGCUGAAUAUACCACAGCGAAAGAGGGACCAAGCACCAUGCGAUUUCUCAGAUUCAAGUGACUUCUCCCCCUCAUCCAUAAAAAGUAAAGGGGAGGAAAGUUCACUGUCCUUGUACAUGGAAAAAUUGAGCACCCGCAGUGCUUUGCAGGACUGUGAGAGGAAGCAGGGUGUGUCUGACAGACAGCAACGGGGACAGAGAAGAGACACCGCCACAAGUCAAGAUGGAGACAUCGAAUCUGGCGAGGAACUCAUCUCUUUGAAACCCAAUGACUUGAAAAAACAGCAGAAGCAGCAGAAGAAAAGUAAAGGCUCUAGGGAGACUGACUCGUUUGUCGGACCCCCACAGUCCCCAAUGACAGCAAGUGCAAGUGGACAGGAGCAAGAGAAGACGACAAAGUCAAAGAAAAAAAAUCCGCCAAAGCACCAAGAAGAGAAUAAAGACAGAGAAGGGGCGUCAAAAUCUGAGGUUGACCCUCAGAUGACAAGGCCAAAGUCCCCUCAUGGCAGAGACAAAAAAACACAGCAAACCAGAGCUCCUAGUGCCAAUUCCCCUGCCGACAAGAGUAAGAACAAAGGAGGGAGAGGAUCAAAGAAACAAGUGUUUGAGCCCUACAUGACGCUCGAGGAGGUUUCCCAUGGCCUUAAAAGAGGAGAGCUCAUUCAGGGUCAGUUAAGAAUCAACCCGAAGAAAUUCCAUGAAGCUUUCAUCCCGUCUCCCGAUGACACCCGGGAUAUAUUCCUCGAUGGGAUUGUAGUCCGUAACAGAGCACUGAAUGGAGACAUGGUGGCGGUGCAAAUCCUCCCUCGAGAGCAGUGGAAGGUUGUGAGGUCAGACACUGACUGUGAUGGCACCAGUGAGUCAGAGACCCAAAGAGACAACACAGUGCAGAAGAAAAGCGCACAACGCACCCCCAGGCCUGAUGUAGACCAGGGCAGCGACCGAGAGGAACUUAUCAGAAGAGUUCGGAACACCACUCUCACUGACACAGGAGAACCUCUGGAAGACCCCCCAACCCAAAGAUCCAACGGGGAAAUUCUCCAAAAGACGGCUAAAGUGGUGUACAUUGUUGAAAAGAAACACUCCAGAGCUGUGACAGGCUUCCUCAAAUUCCUGCCAGAUAAACCUUUUGCCAUGUUCUCCCCUGUCGACCACCGGGUGCCCCGGAUUAACAUCCCCCUCACCGACUGUCCUGAAAACUUUAGUACCCGCCCAGGCGACUAUACAAACACCCUGUUCAUAUGUCGGAUCACCAACUGGGUAGCAGACAGCAACUUCGCAGAAGGUCAACUCGCUAAGACGCUGGGUCAAGCUGGAGAGAUCGAGCCAGAGACGGAGGGCAUCCUGACGGAGUACGAUGUGGAUUGUUCUGAGUUCUCAGAUGAUGUGUUGAACUGCCUGCCCAAAAACCUGCCCUGGACGAUCCCACCUGAGGAGAUGAGGAACAGGAAAGAUCUGAGGACGGAGUGUAUCUUUACUAUCGACCCUGCGACAGCCAGAGACCUGGACGAUGCUCUGUCCUGUAAACAACUCCCUGACGGUAACUUUGAGCUGGGAGUCCACAUUGCUGAUGUGAGUUAUUUUGUGGAGGAGGGCAAUGCUCUGGAUAACAUCGCCAGCCAAAGAGCAACAAGUGUCUACCUGGUUCAAAAGGUGAUCCCCAUGUUGCCCAGGCUGCUGUGUGAGGAGCUGUGCAGUCUGAAUCCUCUCACUGACAGACUCACGUUCUCUGUCAUUUGGAAAAUCACGCCAGAGGGAAAGAUCCUCAGCGAGUGGUUUGGCCGCUCAGUCAUUCGCUCAUGUGUGAAGUUGAGUUAUGACCACGCUCAGAGCAUGAUCGAAGCGCCUGAGAAGAUGUUCUCUGCUGAGGAGCUGCCUCCGGUGGACCCUGAGCACCCCAUUGAUGAGAUCCAUCAGGCUGUGCUCAACCUGCACUCCAUCGCCAAGAACCUCCGAGCUCAGCGCUUCUCAGGGGGGGCUCUUAGACUGGAUCAGUUGAAACUGUCAUUCACCCUGGACAAAGAGACCAUGAUGCCUCAAGGCUGCUAUGUUUACCAGUACAAAGACAGCAACAAGUUGGUGGAGGAGUUCAUGUUACUGGCCAACAUUGCCACAGCCAACCACAUCUACCACAAGUUUCCCCAGCUGGCCAUGCUCAGACGACACCCUCCACCCAAAGCAAAGAUGGUGGAUGAGCUGCAAGAGCUCUGUGACCAGCUGGGCAUCAGCAUUGAUCUGUCCUCUGCAGGAGCGCUCCAUAAGAGUAUCAACACGACUCUUGGUGACGAUGAGUACACGGCGGCCAGAAAGGAAGUCCUCACUCACAUGUGCUCCAGACCCAUGCAGAUGGCGUUGUACUUCUGUUCGGGUGGACUGAAAGACGAGAAGUUAUUUAAACACUACGCCCUCAAUGUUCCUCUCUACACUCAUUUCACAUCACCCAUCAGACGCUUUGCUGACAUCGUCGUUCAUCGGCUUCUGGCUUCGUCUCUGAAGUGUGGACCUCAUUUGGGGCUGUCGACAGAAGAAGUCCAAAAACAGGCAUCCCAAUGUAAUGACAAGAAAACAAUGUCAAAGAGAGUCCAGGAGCUCAGCUCGGAGCUUUUCUUUGGAGUGUUUGUGAAGGACUGUGGUCCUCUGGACUCUGAGGCCAUGGUGAUGGGGGUGCUGGAUCAGUCCUUUGAUGUUCUUGUUCUCCGAUACGGAGUUCAGAAACGCAUCUACUGCAAGUCUAUUGCGGGCCUGGACUCAUUCCACCAUCGUAAGGUGGGGAAGAAAUCUGAGCUGACUCUGGUGUGGACAUCAGAGGACCCAGAGAAACCUCCUGAGGAGCAGGUCAUUUCAAUCUUUACAUUAGUGGAGGUGCAGCUCAAAGCAGACGAGGCUCCGAUGAAGUACAGCGCUGAGCUGAAGAGGCCUGAGGAGACCAGCUCCUAAACACUUCAAUGUGCCAAACCGUACACAAACACCGUUACGGACAUUUUGGAUUGCACUCUUUGAUAAGCUGUCCUGUAGAAAUGACUUUAGAGCCAGUAUUACUGUGGUGAGCUGGGAAAUCACUUGAAUGCCUGUUGCAGUGUUUACUUACUACAUUAUGGUCAUAACUGCUGCCAACAUCAAACUUUUACAAAUAGUUUCAAAGUUUCUGUAAAAGGGACGUAAGGCUGCUCUUUGCUGUCAUUCACUUGUGAUAGAUGGAAAUCAAAGUUUAGAGACAUGCAUCAUUUUAUGCCUCAACAUCACAAGUUGAGGCAUAAAAGGAAAGACAAAUUUUAUUCCUCAAAAAUUAAUGAGAAAUAAUGACGUAAAAAAAAGGUCAACUUUUAUCUGUAUAUGCUUUAAAUCACAGGUCAAGUGAUUUAAAGCAUAUCCAAAUAAAUGUUGACCUUUUUGUGUGUUUCAACAUUUAAAUACUACUAGCUCUAGCUAAGCUUCUAUUGUCUCAGCAAAGGGGCAUGACUUAAGUUGAUUUUCAAAGUAAAAGACUCUGGUCUAACAGUGAGGCAGCACAUAAAUGUUGACUCUGCUGUAGUAGACUUCUUCAACUAGUGAGGAUUGUUUAAGUGUGACAAAUGUUGUACUACGUCUAUUGUUUAAACUGACUUUUAACACGUUUACUUUUAGAUUGAUUACUUUUUUCUGAUUCAAGAAUGUGUAGAGAUCCAUAUUUGUGUUUGCAAAGCAAUAGUGAGAGAGUAAACCGCAGUACUGAAGUUUAUUUAUGUGUAGCCAUCAUAUACGAUUUAGAGAAACUGAGGCUACAUAGAUAGUUGCAUUAGAUGCAGGGCAAAACAACAUUUAGAUUGAAACGAAAUAAACAGCCAGGUCAGCCAUAAGUUAUUUUACUGCUCUCUGUAUUUAUAUACUUUUAUUGUAGAAAGAGUUUCAGAGUCUUCAGACUCAUAAAAGGAGGAGACUCUUAAUGUCACGGUGAUGAAGUACAACUCGGAGGACUUUUUGUCAUUUAAUUUAAAUAGUUAAAAAGUGGCUCUCAUAGAUAUAAAACAGUGUUGUAGUCUAAUCUGAGGUACAUGUUCUGUUUUUAGAGUGCCUAUCAGGACUCCUCUUAUUAAUAUAUAUCAACUCAUUGUUACUGUUUUUAAUGCAAAACAUGGGAAUGACUUGAAUGUGAUUUGCUGCUGAAAUAGUUGGUGGCCUUGGAUCUUAAUGCGUUUUAUUUUUGUUCAUCUUAGAAGUGCUUCCAACUCUUGUUUGUGUGGGUUUUUUUAAUGCUCAGACCUGAUUUGUGCAGCACAAAUACUUUAUGGACCUCACUAAUAUCAACUGUGAAUUCAGCCUUAAUUUAGUCGAGUGACGAUAAAAGCUAAAUAUCAGUGCUGCUGCACAUUUAAACUGAUUUGUCCUGUUUUUUUGGUUUGACUGAGUCGGAGUGCCUUUCUUUUUCUUACUCUCACAUUUUAGUUUAAAGGUUUUAUAUAAAGUCAUAGGCUACAGAUUAGCGGCUCAGUCUUCAAAAAUAUUUUUCUGUUAUAUUUGGAUAUAAAAUCUAUUUCAGAGGUGUUUGUUGAAAUCUUCAAGACAACUAGCUUAAGUUUGGAGGUUAUUUUGAUUUCCAGGGACUGACGGCAUGCCAUGAGCUGUAAUUUAAACCAAUAGGUGAAUUGCUUUGCAGAACUAUUAUGCUGACUUUGUAGGAGGUGGCUCUGCUUUCUAUGUAUGUCUCCUAUUUAAAACCCUUAAUACUAAAUUCAACUUUAUAGUCACUGUUGUUGUUUUUGUUUUCCGAAGUUAUACUGUGACAUGUAACGUCAAAGUGCAGUUGUUCUCUGCUUCACAACAUACUGAGAAGUAGACGACUGUCUAUGUCUGUAGGAAAAUAAACACAUGAAAUCCAUGAA
Molecule: messenger RNA, 5170 nt
Organism: Labrus mixtus (cuckoo wrasse)
Lineage: Eukaryota; Metazoa; Chordata; Actinopteri; Labriformes; Labridae
Gene: dis3l2
Product: DIS3 like 3'-5' exoribonuclease 2
Exons: 21
Coding region: 99-3248 (1049 amino acids)
Biological process (GO): miRNA catabolic process
Cellular component (GO): exosome (RNase complex); P-body
Molecular function (GO): RNA binding; 3'-5'-RNA exonuclease activity
Source: RefSeq, a predicted model, not a curated record